This is a messenger RNA of Zophobas morio, 372 nucleotides long. It is a transcript of the gene Csp2, whose product is annotated as ejaculatory bulb-specific protein 3-like. The transcript has a single exon. NCBI's taxonomy places the organism in Eukaryota, Metazoa, Arthropoda, Insecta, Coleoptera, Tenebrionidae. Bases 1 to 372 code for a protein of 123 amino acids. The record is from RefSeq and is a predicted model, not a curated record.
AUGAAGUUGUUAAUUGUAGCAGUAGCUUUAGUGGCAGCAGCAGCUGCAGCAGUUUAUGAUGUCUACCCGACCAAGUAUGAUGACCUCGACAUCGAUGCCAUUCUUGCAAAUCGACGUCUUUUUGAUAAUUACCUCCAAUGUUUACUGAAGAAGGGCAGCUGUACCGAAGAAGGUGCUCUAUUGAGAGACAUCGUCCCAGAUGCUCUUCUUACUGGAUGCAAAAAAUGUAACGAACAUCAGAAGAAGUCGACAGAAAAGGUUAUCAGAUUCCUCAUUAAAGAACGCAAAAGCGAUUGGGAUGAACUCCUCAAGGAGUAUGAUCCUCGUGGAGAAUUUCAGAAACAAUAUGCCCAUUAUCUGGAAGAACUAUAA